AAAAAAAAUACUUUAAUGGAUAAAAACGAAAAGUUAAUAGCUGUUAUUGGAACAGAGGAUACCGUGACAGGAUUUUUAUUGGCAGGUAUCGGAAGUUGUGGCAAAGAAAAAGAAUCUAAUUUCUACAUAGUAAAACCAGACACAACUAAGGAAGCAAUCGAAGAAAAAUUUCAUAGUUUCACAGAGCGGGACGACAUUGCAAUAGUUUUAAUUAAUCAGCACAUAGCAGAAAAAAUUCGCUAUGCGGUGGAUGCCUACUCAAAAAAUAUUCCAUGUGUCUUAGAAAUACCCUCCAAAGAUGUUCGCUAUGAUCCUAGCAAAGAUUCCAUACUAGUAAAAGCCAAAGAAUUGUUCCAAGGAGAGAGUUAA
Molecule: messenger RNA, 369 nt
Organism: Zophobas morio
Lineage: Eukaryota; Metazoa; Arthropoda; Insecta; Coleoptera; Tenebrionidae
Product: probable V-type proton ATPase subunit F
Exons: 5
Coding region: 16-369 (117 amino acids)
Biological process (GO): proton transmembrane transport
Cellular component (GO): proton-transporting V-type ATPase, V1 domain; membrane
Molecular function (GO): proton-transporting ATPase activity, rotational mechanism
Source: RefSeq, a predicted model, not a curated record